AUGGAAGCUUUUACCGACGACCAAACAAUUAACUUUAUGGAAUUUGCUUCCGCUCAAAGCACCUUCUUCCUUACUGCAGGGGCUCACCGCAUUCCUCAUCUCAAAAGUGUGGCUGUCAAGCUUUAUGCAAAUGAGAGGGGUCUCCACCAGCACAUCGCUUCUCUGGAAUCCUCAGUGGAGUCUUCUCGCCAACAAUUGGAGUUGCUGGUUGGCGAGAAAAUGUCCCUUGAGGAGCAUUGUGCUCAAGUAGAUUCAAAGCUUUAUGGUACCCUCCAGCAGAAUGAGGACUUGAACAUUCGUGUGGAGAGUCUGGAGAGAGAUCUGUUGGAUAAGGAGAAGUUGCCACUUGAUCGUGAGGCAGAGUUGUCUCGCCUUGGGAGUGAUUUAGUUUUGCUGGUCAAGGUUGGAAUGGUGAGAAUUAUUGAUUAA
Lactuca virosa is the source of this 429-nucleotide messenger RNA. The record is from the annotation of a GenBank genome assembly. Lineage: Eukaryota; Viridiplantae; Streptophyta; Magnoliopsida; Asterales; Asteraceae.